UCAGUUGAUCCCAGAUCUAAAGAAGGCGCAAAAUGGUAGCCUCCUCUCAGGCUCUCCUGAGGCACUUUGGAUUCUGCCGAUGGGGCCCGACGCCCUGGGUGCAGUUGGCAGGACCUCUAAAGCUGAGGACUAGUAACCCAGUCUCUCGGACCACUGUCCGGUUGGUGACGACCGUGACGCUGGAGCCGGCCGGCCGCUGCCGCUGGGACGAGCCCGUGCGCAUCGCCGUGCGCGGCCUGGCGCCGGGGCAGCCGGUCACGCUGCGCGCGUCCCUGCGCGACGAGAAGGGCGCGCUCUUCAGGGCCCACGCGCGCUACUGCGCCGACGCCGCCGGCCUGCUGGACCUGGAGCGCGCGCCCGCGCUGGGCGGCAGCUUCGCGGGGCUCGAGCCCAUGGGGCUCUUCUGGGCUCUGGAGCCCGAGAAGCCUUUGUUGCGCCUGGUGAAGCGGGACGUGCAGACGCCCUUCGCCGUGGAGCUGGAGGUGCUCGACGGUCACGAACCCGAGGCCCAGCGGCUCCUGGGCCGGGCGGUGCACGAGCGCGACUUCCUGGCGCCCGGGGUGCGGCGCGAGCCGGUGCGCGCGGGCCGGGUGCGCGGCACGCUCUUCCUGCCGCCAGAACCUGGGCCCUUUCCUGGGAUUGUGGACAUUUUGGGAGCUGGAGGUGGCCUUCUGGAAUAUCGAGCUAGUCUGCUGGCUGGGAAGGGUUUUGCUGUGAUGGCACUGGCUUAUUAUAACUAUGAAGACCUCCCCAAGGGCCUGGAGAACCUCCACCUGGAGUACUUUGAAGAAGCUGUGAACUACCUGCUUAAUCACCCUCAGGUGAAGGGUCCAGGAGUUGGGCUGCUUGGGAUUUCAAAAGGAGGCGAGCUCUGCCUCUCCAUGGCUUCCUUCCUGAAGGGCAUCUCUGCGGCCGUCAUAAUCAAUGGCUCUGUGGCCCAUGUCGGUGGAAACUUACACUACAAAGGAUCUGGACCUUUCCCAGGGAUCAUUGACAUCUUCGGUAUUGGAGGAGGCCUAUUGGAAUAUCGGGCCAGUCUUUUGGCUGGCCACGGCUUUGCCACAUUGGCUCUAGCUUAUUAUGACUUUGAUGAUCUUCCCAAGAAAUUUGAUGUGAUACACCUGGAGUAUUUUGAAGAAGCCCUGUGCUACAUGCUUCAACACACCCAGAUAAAGGGCCCACGCAUUGGGCUUCUGGGCAUUUCUUUAGGGGCUGAUAUUUGUCUCUCCAUGGCCUCAUUUUUGAAGAACAUCUCAGCCACAGUUUCCAUCAAUGGAUCUGGGUUCAGUGGACACAGAGUCAUAUACUACAAGGACAGCAACAUUCCACCACUGGGCCAUGACCUGAGGCGAGUGAAGGUAGCUUUCUCAGGCCUCCUAGACAUUGUGGAUGUAAGGAAUGAUAUUAUAGGGGGAUGUGAGAACCCCUGCAUGAUUCCAAUAGAGAAGGCCCAGGGGCCCAUCCUCUUCAUUGUUGGUCAGGAUGACCAUAACUGGAGGAGUGAGCUUUAUGCCCAGAUAGCCUCUGAACGGUUACAGGCCCAUGGAAAGGAAAAACCCCAGAUCAUCUCUUAUCCUGGGACUGGGCACUACAUUGAGCCUCCUUAUUUCCCCAUGUGCCCAGCUUCUUUGCACAAAUUAUUGGACAAACCCGUAAUGUGGGGUGGGGAGCCCAGGGCCCAUUCUAAGGCCCAGGUAGAUGCAUGGAAGCAAAUUCUAACCUUCUUCACCAAACACCUUGGACCUUCCCCCAAAUUGUAAUGUACUGCUCUGCUGCUGACAGGAGAGAGAGAUU
This is a messenger RNA of Budorcas taxicolor (takin), 1794 nucleotides long. RefSeq names its product acyl-coenzyme A thioesterase 2, mitochondrial-like. Gene Ontology annotation, biological process: acyl-CoA metabolic process; fatty acid metabolic process. Lineage: Eukaryota; Metazoa; Chordata; Mammalia; Artiodactyla; Bovidae. Gene Ontology annotation, molecular function: fatty acyl-CoA hydrolase activity. The record is from RefSeq and is a predicted model, not a curated record. The coding region runs from base 33 to 1760 and encodes 575 amino acids. The transcript has 5 exons.